ACCCAUCCGAUUUCGAAUUUUCGAUCUUUGUUGACACCAACACCCCACCCCACUUCUUUGGAUCGGAUCGGCAUCACUCACUCAAAAUGCGUCGGCGGACUGCCUCCAUGCCUCCACCAACAUGUUUGCAGAGGCUUUAACAGUAGGUUCGUCCAGGCAUUGCAAUCAUGGCGCUUCGAUCCAAAGCUAUGCCGAAUGUUUUCUCCUACUAUCGGUGGAGACUGUGUAGUUUUGCGGCUCUCCUACUAGUAGUCCUUCCAGCUCAUCGAUGGCGUGCGUCGGCCUUUUCGCCAGGUCCUCCAUCACGACCAUUGACUCCCAGAAGCCUACGAGAACUCCAAAAGGGACGGAAAGAAGCAGCAUCAUUGAAACCACUUCCAAUCAGGCGCUACCCGCUGAAGACGGUCACCCUGAAAGAAGAUACCAUUCCGACCGAGAAUGCUGAGAGACAAUUAUCAUUUUUUGCGAGCAAAAAGGGACGCCAGUUUUGGAGAUGGAUAGCAUCACACAGCAGAAAGAGAAGGAUCAGAUUGGCUAUACUGACCUUUCUUCUCGUGUGUCUUGGAAAGGGUCCAUCGGCAGUUGCUGCUGGUAUCGCUACCAAGAGUUCUUAUGCAGUCGCCACCCCUCCAGCCACCUUGGGCUACCGUGAAGUACUCUCGGCAUCUGCUCUGAUUGCCAUGAUUGGAGGUCUUGGACUGUCCCGAUUGGGACUACCGGGUCUAUCAAGACAACUACUGAUUGCCUGUACUCGCUGUACUCUACAGCUUCAAUUGUUGGGAGGAUUGUUCCUCCAGUGGCUGCUCCCCACCUCUCAGCCAUGGUUGAUUGUAGCCUGGAUUCUCACUGUUGGCACUAUUGCGGCACAAGAAGCUUAUGGACGCUUGGAAUACUCGUAUCCACAAUUACGAACUCAUUUGACAUGUUCCGUGCUCCUCGGAGGUAUUUCUGUUCUCUCGUUUGCCAUGGGACUCCGACUCUUUGGAAGACUGCAACCAUGGUACAAACCACAAACACUGAUUCCCGUCGCAGGAAUGCUUUUUGGGAAUACACUGUCGGCAGUCACACUUGCGGCAUCGGGUCUCACGAGUUCCUUUGUCACCAAUCAAGCACAAGUGGAACUGUUACUGACAAGAGGGGCUACCUACGAAGAGGCCAUCCUUCCCUUGACUCGAGAAAGCAUUGAAACGGCGUUGACUCCCACCGUAAACGCCUUAUCUAUCACGGGCAUUGUCCAUUUACCAGGAAUGAUGACGGGCCAGAUCUUGGCCGGACAAUCGCCCCGACAAGCAGCCGUGUAUCAAACUGUCAUUUGGUUUCUGAUUGCAUCCGUGGCGGCGGCAACAGUGCAACUAUUGACGAGCUUGGUGCUUGGAACUCUAGUGGAUAAACGACAACAUCGACUUCAAAUCGAAGACCUGAUGGAUACGAAGCAACGGGCCAAAAAGGAGAAGGACGAAAGAGCAAUGGACAAAGAAAUAAUGAACGACAAUCUCGAGGACGAUGACGACGCUGAGGUUCUUCCCACCAAGGUCUCUCCAGUGUCUUUGCCAAACAAAGUCGACAUCAACAACACUCAAACCAAAAGCUUCCAAAGAUACAGUUUGGCACCGGCUCUUCGAAUACACAAGCUCGUUGUACACAGGGCCAAUGUCCAGGUUUCUCUGGAUUUGUAUCCCGGCGAUAGACUGGGGAUAACGGGGCCAUCUGGAAUUGGAAAGACGCAGAUACUACGCACCAUCGUAGGCUUGGAACCGCUCAUUCAAACCAUAGAAGAAUCUACUACCAACACUAAAGAGGAAAGUGAUGAUCCGCUCAUCGACAACAGGACAGCCCCUCAACAACAUGUCAUGUGCCUUCAUGGUGUGCCUGUGACAAGCUUCACCGUGCCAGAAUGGCGUACCAGAGUUUGUCUGGUAUCGCAAGAUCGUCCCGCCGUUACCGGGACGCCACGAGAGUUUUUUGAGAAUCUUCAACAGUUUCAAUACCAAUUUCAGAAGCAGAACCCUUCUUUCAACAAAUUCUCGAGCGCCUUUGCAAUUCCCAAAAUCAAAGUUGGCAAGACACCCUUCCAAAUUGCCCGCCAGGAGUGGAGACUUCCUGAAUCCGCAUUCGAUCGACCUUGGUCUACCUUGUCGGGGGGCGAAGCACAACGAGCAUCCUUGGCUAUAGCUUUGGCCCUGGAGCCUGACGUUCUAAUCAUGGACGAAUCUUGCAGUGCCAUUGACAUUGGCAACACGUUGCUUGUAGAACGAACGUUGGAGAACUUGCAGAUUCCAAUCAUUAUGGUCACCCAUGACAAUGGUCAGCUCAGACGAUUUUGCACGCACUCGAUGGAACUCCCCUCAAGAUAGCCAGUGCAGUAGCUAGCUAGACAUUGCUGUCCAGUACAGCAUAACGUACAGCUGUUACGAAGUUCGUCAGCAGGCAGAUGCCCAGCUUUUCAAAGGCCUACACUCCUGGUACUUUUAGGGGUUCGUUCGAGGAUACCGGUAGAACGAAACAGUGGGCAGGAGGGUUAGUUGGGCGUCCAGCACAGAAUCAGUAGGGCUGAAUUGAAUUGAAUUGAAUGAAAAUUGGUUGCACCACUGUUCUCCAUUUAUGGCCACUUUCGCUCGUCCUUCCCACCACUGAUUUGUGGCCUGACUGCAGCCUGCGUGGGUUGGGCUGGACUGGGCGCAAGCAACAAACUGGAAUAGUUCUUGUGAACACCAGCCAUGUAGGUUGACCCGUGGCCGGGCGUGGUGGAUAUCCAAGCGACCGUACGAAAGGCGAAGGACUGUGAGCCUGAUGUUUGAUUGACCGACAGCAGUCUUUGUUCAGAAUUUUUGAUUCACGUACUGUAGCCAACUUUGCUUGCUUCAUCAUGCAGCCAGCCAGUCCCAGCCACCUCCCAAACCGUCCGCAGCUGAACAACCCGCGCUUAUUUCGCUCGUCGUUGUUGCUUUAUCAAUUGCCGAUCGUGCGCAAAACAGCAGAGACCGUUGUGUGGCGACUGACUCUCCACCCAGUGGUACCGGUACCGGUACUGUAUAACUAAAAUACAACGGUAGUCACAUGGUCGAGGGUAUCAGUCUUUGGGGGAUCGCACUGGUUGGUGGGACUUACCCUGUAGUCAUAGCAGCCAGUUCGCCCCUACUUAGGCUUAAGUAUGGGUAUCCUUUAUUGGGGUAUGGUACUGCAAUAAGACUUUUGAGAGUAUUUCGCGGGGAAAACCAGCAUUUGAGG
Seminavis robusta is the source of this 3228-nucleotide messenger RNA. NCBI's taxonomy places the organism in Eukaryota, Bacillariophyta, Bacillariophyceae, Naviculales, Naviculaceae. The record is from the annotation of a GenBank genome assembly.